Messenger RNA from Eucalyptus grandis, 1810 nucleotides. Its product is annotated as F-box/LRR-repeat protein 14. The coding region runs from base 176 to 1576 and encodes 466 amino acids. NCBI's taxonomy places the organism in Eukaryota, Viridiplantae, Streptophyta, Magnoliopsida, Myrtales, Myrtaceae. Gene Ontology annotation, cellular component: SCF ubiquitin ligase complex. The transcript is spliced from 2 exons. The record is from RefSeq and is a predicted model, not a curated record. Gene Ontology annotation, biological process: SCF-dependent proteasomal ubiquitin-dependent protein catabolic process.
CUCCUAGCUUCGUUCGUCAUCUUCGGAUCGGAGCUCGAAAUCGUCAAGAAAAACUUUAGACUUCUCGACAUCACCGACGGUUUUUGUAGCGAUCUCCAAUAACAUCAUAUGUUCAACUGAUUUCCUGGUCAUUUCUACUUUGACUUGCAUGUAGCAAGAGGGUUACCUGUUCCUGAUGGAUGGUUUACCGGAUCAAUUGGUUUGGGAAAUCUUGGACAGGAUCACGAAAACAACAGACAGGAAUGCUACUUCUCUAGCAUGUAAAAGGCUUUACAUGCUGGAUAAUGAACAGAGACAUUCUCUUCGUGUCGGGUGUGGAUUAGACCCUGUAAAUGAAGCUCUGACUGCUCUCUGCAUCAGGUUCCCAAAUUUGGCAAAGGUAGAAAUAAGUUAUUCUGGUUGGAUGUCCAAAUUGGGGAAACAGUUGGACGACCAAGGCCUUCUGAUUCUUUCCAACUAUUGUCCCUCUUUGAGCAAUCUCACCUUAAGUUACUGCGCGUUCAUAUCAGAUGCGGGUCUUCGCCAUUUGACUUCAUGUUCCAAGCUCUCUGCUUUGAAGUUGAACUUUACACCACGAAUUACUGGCUGUGGCAUAUUAUCUGUUGUGCUGGGCUGCAAAAAUCUCACUGUUCUCCAUCUUAUGCGAUGUUUAAAUGUUUCCAGUGUUGAGUGGCUACACCACAUCGGAAAGCUUGAGACCCUAGAAGAUCUUGCAAUAAAGAAUUGUAGGGCAAUCGGUGAGGGUGAUUUGGUUAAGCUAGGUGCUAGUUGGAGAAAAAUAAGGCGUUUACAGUUUGAAGUAGAUGCUAAUUACAGAUACAUGAAGGUUCAUGAUCGCUCAGUGGAUCGAUGGCAAACACAGCAGGUCCCAUGUGAAAAUAUGCUGGAGAUGAGCUUGGUCAAUUGCAUCAUCCACCCGGGGAGAGGUCUAGCGUCCGUGCUGGGUCAUUGUAAAAACCUAGAGAGUAUAUGCUUGGACAUGUGUGUUGGGAUCAGGGACUGUGAUAUCAUCAAUUUAUCACAAAAGUCCAGGAAACUUCGUUCUCUGUCACUUCGAGUCCCAUCAGACUACUCACUACCUCUUUUGAUGAAUAACCCGUUGAGAUUGACAGAUGAGAGUCUACAAGCUUUGGCUCAGAAUUGUUCGAUGCUUGAAGAAAUUAUGAUAUCCUUCUCCGAUGGGGAGUUUCCUUCAUUUUCUUCAUUCACAUUGAAUGGUAUUCUUAGUUUGGUCAAAAUGUGCCCCAUCCGCAAACUAGCUCUUGACCAUCUAGACUCCUUCAAUGACGAUGGGAUGGAGGCGCUGUGCUUUGCUCAGCAUUUGGAGUUCUUGCAGUUCGUCAGAUGCCAAGAGGUAAGUGACGAGGGACUGCAGCAUGUUAUCCACUUUCCUUCUUUGCGGACCUUGCGAUUGGUAAAGUGCCUAGGAAUCACCGAUGAUGGCCUGAAGCCACUUGUGGGAUCACAAAAGUUAGAGUUGCUUGUGGUGGAAGAUUGUCCUCAGAUUUCAGAAAGGGGCCUUCAAGGUGCUGCAGAAUCUGUUUCUUUCAGGCAAGACUUGUCAUGGAUGUAUUGAAGCCAUAGGGGCACCCAUUCCGUCCUUGUGUCUAUUGGAGUGAGUAGUAAAAAUUUGUUUUCUUGUAGUUGUUCAGUAGAUUUGUAUAUGAUUCAAAAGAUCGUGCUGUUUGUGGUUAGAGUGAAAACAAUUGUGCUGUCAUUAGUUGCUGGACUGGUGUUGUAUGUCCAUGCCAAGGCAUAUGCCUUGCCUUCUUUUUCGUUGCUUAAGUAAAGCCCCUGUUGAUGAUGUGCA